UAUGGCUCUGUCAGGGCCUUCAGGGUUUGGUCAGGUGUGAGUCCAGCUUUAUGCCCUUCCUGCUGCCCCGCUGUCCACGGGCUCGUCGCUGCAAUGACGGUAGCACAGGGAGGUCUAGGCAGCUAUCGACGCUGGCAGCGCCCUCACCGACGCUGCAGGGAGCUGGGGCCGCCCCAGGGAGCUGUAGUGGCCAAGGGGGAGGCACGUUCUGCCAGAGCAAGAGAGGACCCGCCUCUCCCCAGCCUCGGGCUGUUGCCCCAUCCUAGGAAGCAGGAUAGGGUUGGGGGUAAGGGGAGUAGCCUGGGGGGGGGCCCACAGGCAGGGCAGAGCGUGGAUCCGGGUGCGCCUUGGAGAACAUCCAGCACAGAUGGCCCAGGGGUUCAAGCGUGCAGCCAGGAGAUGCUGGGCCUGACCUGGGGCGCAGUUGAGAGAGCAGGGGCGCUCCUCUCCUCCUAGGGUUCGCGUCCCGCCUGGUUUUUCCGCAGGUUCCGGGCGCGUCCCAGUCCCCACCGCUGCUGUGCACUGAAGUCCAACCUCCUGCUGCCCCCAACUCGAGCGGUCCCCCGACGGCCUCCAGCUGGCCAUUGUCCACACCCUCGCCCGGGCAGGGCCUGGUUCAGGCGUCGCCGCGGGGCCUGGUACGUGCCCCACAGGUACUUUCUCCUGUGGAAACGCUGAUGGGCUGUGUCGGGCUGAUCUGGGGGCAGGGCUAGUGUUGGUAUCCAGCCUCAGAGACUGGUGACCGAACACCCAGCAUCGCCGCCUAGCACGGGCCUGCAGGACCAGCACCUGGUGCUCGGCGCGACACGGAGGCCCGCCCCCAGAUCCGGGCCCCGCCUCCCUCGACCUCAGUCCUCCAGCUCCGGCUCCUGGCCCUGCUGCUUCUUCAGAGUCGGGAGGCGGGGCCGGGAACACCACCGAGGCGGCCGGGCCUCCGAGCCGUCCAGAACGGCCGGAAGUCAGCGUGGAGGGGCUGGCGCGGGCGUCGGAAACCCGUUUCCGGCGGCAUCGCGCGUUUACUAGUCUCCGGCUGUCUUCAGGGAGGAUUGCUCCAUGAAGGGAGGGUCCUUACUGCUACAUCUUAGUACUUAAUGCCUGGCAUGUGGAAGCCACUCCUUAAGUGUUUACAGAGUGAUUCACACGUGCCAUACAAGCAUGCUGAAAAAAGAAUGAGGCUUCAGGACGCCUCAUUCGCUCAAGUGUCGUGGCUGCUUCAGCCCAUCCCCGUGUCUCUACUAGAGAAUGUCUGGGGUUGGAGGUAUCUCAGCCAGGACGUGUGGAUGCCCACUCACCAAGCCUCAUGGUAGGAAGUCACUGCCUCCUUUCCCUCAAUUGUCCCAUGAAGCCUCCAUCUCCUACUCUGUGCAUCUACCCUGCCCACUGGUCCUGGGCCCAGACCCUGCCUUGGCUCUUGCCAUGGCCCUCAACAAGCUCAGGCAGGGCCCUUUGCUCCCAUCCUGAAGGUAGUAAGCAAACCCUUGCCCAAACCAGGGCCUGACUGAGGCUCUUGACGGGGGGAGGGUUUUACAGGUAUCAUAGACUGCGGGUCCCUCUUCCUCCCCCAAACUGCCCCUCCCCAGGAUUUUGGAGCCAGAGGAGCCCUGGUGACUGUCUCACCCAACCCCAUGGUACACCUGCCAGAGACAUGCCAUGGGGUGGCGACAGAAUGGGGCUGGCACCCAGGGAUCCCUGGGGUGCUGGUGUGUGUCCUUUCAGGAGGUGGUGACGUUUGGCGAUGUGGCUGUGCACUUCUCUCGGGAGGAGUGGCAGUGUCUGGACCCUGGCCAGAGGGCCCUCUACAGGGAGGUGAUGCUGGAGAACCACAGCAGUGUGGCUGGACUAGCAGGAUUCCUGGUCUUCAAGCCUGAGCUGAUCUCCCGGCUGGAGCAGGGACAGGAGCCAUGGGUCCUCGACCUGCAGGGAAUGGAGGGGACAGAGGCACCAAGGACCUCUCAGACAGAUUAUAUAAUUAGGACUGGCAGUGAACAGGUCUAUGAGGACAUGGACAUUCUAAAAUCAGAAUCCCCGAGGAAGAUGGUCAGAAUCCCGCCCCAGGAUUUUACUCAGAGUCCUGGCUUUGGAGACAUUUCUGAUGUUGAGUUCUGGUCAGAGAGUCAUCUGAGCAGUCCUGGGGUAAGAGUGAUGGACUCUGUCUUCCAGAAAAACUGUUUGAAUGAGCAGACAGUGGCUCACAAGACCCUAACCAAGGACAGUGUCCAAGGACAUAAGGAGCUGGGGGGCAGUGGCCUGGAUUGCCAGUCUGAAAAAACUCAGAGAGAGAGUACAGAAGGGACUCUCCAGAGAUGUGAGGUUUGUGGCAAAGAUUUCAAGUCCACUUCAGACAUCACUCUGCAUUGGGAAAUUAAUACCCAAAAGAAACCUAACAGAUGUCAUGAAUGCCAAAAAAAUUUACCUGACUGCUUGAAUCCAAGUAACUGCCAUGGGGAAAAGCCAUAUGAAUGUCUGGAGUGUGGGAAAGUUUUCAGGCUAUGCUCACAGCUUAAUCAGCAUCAGAGAAUCCACACUGGAGAGAAGCCAUUUAAAUGCAUUGAGUGUGGAAAAGCCUUCCGCCUGAGCUCAAAACUUAUUCAGCAUCAAAGAAUUCAUACUGGAGAGAAGCCAUACAGAUGUGAGGAGUGUGGGAAAGCUUUUGGUCAGAGCUCAAGCCUCAUCCACCAUCAGAGAAUCCAUACAGGAGAGAGGCCCUAUGGUUGUCGAGAGUGUGGGAAAGCUUUCAGUCAGCAGUCACAGCUGGUCAGACACCAGAGAACUCACACUGGAGAGAGGCCUUACUCAUGCAAGGAGUGUGGGAAGGCCUUCAGCCAGAGUUCAACUCUUGUUCAGCAUCAGAGGAUGCAUGCUGGGGAGAAAUCUCAAAUCCCCCGAGUCUCCGAUAGCUCAAGCCUUGUUGCACAUCAGAGAAUUCAUGCUGUAGAGAAACCGUUUAAGUGUGAUGAGUGUGGGAAAGCUUUUAGGUGGAUCUCUCGUCUUAGUCAGCAUCAGCUGAUUCACACUGGGGAGAAACCUUAUAAAUGCAACAAGUGUACAAAAGCCUUUGGGUGUAGCUCACGGCUUAUUCGCCAUCAGAGAACUCACACUGGAGAAAAACCAUUUAAAUGUGAUGAGUGUGGAAAAGGCUUUGUUCAGGGCUCACACCUUAUUCAGCAUCAGCGAAUCCAUACUGGAGAGAAGCCUUAUGUAUGUAAUGACUGUGGAAAAGCCUUUAGCCAGAGCUCCAGCCUUAUUUACCAUCAGAGAAUUCAUAAGGGAGAAAAGCCCUAUGAAUGCCUCCAGUGUGGAAAAGCCUUUAGUAUGAGCACACAACUUACAAUACACCAAAGGGUGCACACCGGGGAGAGGCCCUACAAAUGUAACGAAUGUGGGAAAGCCUUCAGCCAAAACUCCACUCUUUUCCAACACCAGAUAAUUCAUGCAGGUGUGAAGCCCUAUGAGUGUAGUGAAUGUGGAAAAGCCUUCAGUCGGAGCUCAUAUCUUAUUGAACACCAGCGUAUACACACUAGAGCUCAGUGGUAUUACGAAUAUGGGAAUACUCUGGAAGGUUCCAACUUUGUGAACCGGAAAAAAGUUAAUACUGUAAAGAAACUGCAUCAAUGUGAUGACUGUGAGAAAAUAUUCAGGUGGCGCUCACAUCUAAUUAUACAUCAGAGAAUUCACACCGGAGAGAAGCCUUAUAAAUGUAAUGACUGUGGCAAAGCUUUUAAUCGGAGCUCAAGGCUUACUCAGCAUCAGAAAAUCCACAUGGGAUAGACCAUUUACCUGUAUAAAUGUGAAUAAACGUCUAGCCUUAACUUAUUUUA
Messenger RNA from Microcebus murinus (gray mouse lemur), 3818 nucleotides. RefSeq names its product zinc finger protein 7 (gene ZNF7). Gene Ontology annotation, molecular function: DNA-binding transcription factor activity, RNA polymerase II-specific; RNA polymerase II cis-regulatory region sequence-specific DNA binding. Gene Ontology annotation, cellular component: nucleus. The record is from RefSeq and is a predicted model, not a curated record. Lineage: Eukaryota; Metazoa; Chordata; Mammalia; Primates; Cheirogaleidae. Gene Ontology annotation, biological process: regulation of transcription by RNA polymerase II.